Aethalodelphis obliquidens (Pacific white-sided dolphin) is the source of this 3333-nucleotide messenger RNA. RefSeq names its product coiled-coil domain containing 197 (gene CCDC197). NCBI's taxonomy places the organism in Eukaryota, Metazoa, Chordata, Mammalia, Artiodactyla, Delphinidae. The record is from RefSeq and is a predicted model, not a curated record.
UUUUAGCCUUUCUUCCGAUUCUGUGCAAUGUCUCACAGCCUUCCGUUGAUGCUCUCUUUGUCCAGAGUAGCCCUGUCAGUUUCUGUUGCAGGCAUUCAGAGAUCCUGGUGGAUACACUCUGGCUCCAGACACAUCCCAACUUUGACCUUCACCUUCUGCUUUUAAGUAUCUGCCUGCAUUUCUCAGUCCAUGCAUGCUACUUUGUGCCUCUGAACCUUUGUCCCUGCUGUUCCUUCUGCCGGGAAUGUCUUUCCCACCUUAUUCUCCUCAUUGAUUCUUAUCCCAAGAACCACCUCAGACACUGUCAACUCUGGGGGGACUUCCUCCAAUCCUCCUCUAUACCACACCCCUGCCUCCAGGCUGGCUCUGGCCCUCUGGGUAGCCCUAGGCCCUGGGCUUCUCUCCCUCAGCAGCAGCAUUUCCUCGUCUGAACCCAAGACCAGAUGCAGGCCCACCCACCUCCAUUUCUCAGUUGGCCACAACAAAUGUUUUUUGGGCUCCAGAAUCAUGGAGGGUCAUACAGGCAGCUCCCUGGGGACCUGCUCAGGGAUUCCUCCGCCAGCUAGGACCAAAUCCAUUGCCUGCUGCUGAGGGGUCAUGAGGGGAAUUGCUGAGGACUGCGAGAUUGGGAAUCGUCCCAGAAUAACAAUGAGCCUGACUCCUCCGGGUUGGCCAUUGCUCCAGCCCUAGCCUUUGAUCCAGAGCCUGUGCCAGCCUUUGUCAUAGCCCCAGCCGCUGCCCCAGCUCAAGCCACAGACCUGACCUCACACCCCACCCUCGGCCCCAGCCCUGUCUCUGCCCCUGCAUAGGCCCUUCCCCCCACCUCUGCCCUCACUGCAGACCCCCAGCAUCCUUCCCAGUGAGACCCACCCAGGCUGCCCUCUGUAGAGGCCCUGCCUCUGAUCGAAUGGGGCUUUCGGUGGGGAAGGACUGGCCAGUUAAUUGGGCGGUGAAUAGAGCAGGUAUAUCAGAGGUAGGUGCCACGCCCAACUCCCCUCAGUGGCACAAGACCUGCAGCUCCAACAGUAGGUGACAGAGCCGAGCCUUAGGCAGGGGCAGGGGCAGGAUCAGGUUUAGGUCCUGAAGGUUCCUUCUGUUCCUCACCUCUCCUGCCCUGGGCCAGACUAUGUCCUGAGCCGUGGACAGGGCUGAACCCUCCAUGGUUGCUGAGUGCCCCAGCUGGGGAAGUGCCCGAGCUAUAGCCACCCAAAAUCAGGUAAAAGGAGGCAAAAGGGGGAGUCCCAGGACAAGCCAGUAGGAUUGGGGAAGCUUGCAAGGUUGGGGUAUCAGUAAAGACCACCACAGAUGACCAUCCUUGAAAGAAAGGCAAAAACAGCCCAAGUCUCCUCUGAGGUCACCAACGCCUCUCCACCCCUUCUCCUUGGGAACUGAACCAGGGCAGCAGGGGUGGGGAGGGCCACAGGACCUCGGGGAAUCAGGCCGUCCACUCCACCCACAGGUCGAUCCUGCAAUGGACACAUCAUGAGGACAGAAGCCAGCACUGUGAUGUCACAGCUCAGCUGCGGCUUUGUGCUCCUGGAGCUGUCGAGUGAGUCAGCUGGGCCCCUUCCUCCUUCCCGUGCUCAUGUACCUGUGUCCGAUGCUCAGGGCUGGACAGGUUGACUGUGUAGCCCCACCCCUUCUCCCCCUGCUCCUCCCACAUGCUGGGGCGGGCCCAGCAGAUGGCCAAUGAACAGCACGCUUAGGGAGACUGUCUUCUUUUGGCCAUAACUAGCGACCAGUCUUAGGUGAGCGGCCCAGGAACUCUUUGCAAGGCUGUGUUGAAACCACCUGUCAACUAGGCCACCUUCCCAGCUUGACCGUGAGCUCAUUCAAAGGGUCUAUCCUGGUCCCCAGUCUAGCUCUGUAGAAGCUCAGAGUAUAUGAUGUCAGUUAAAUGCAUAAAUGGCUGGAGGGACGGGUGGGUAGAGAUAGAUGACAAAGGUAUCUCCUUCCUAUGUGGGCUACUCUCUCACCCGUCCCCAGCUCUGACCCUCGGAGUCUUUCCUGAAUGCUCUUGGAAGCUAGCACCUGUUGGAAGCCCCAGGCAUCUUGGCACCCAUGGGACUUGACGGUGAUGGAGCUGUCCCAGUUAUGGGGUGACAAAGGCAAUAAUGCCACUGCAGAAUGGCACAUUUGGUCCCUCCAGCGCUGGGGGGCACAGCUCAAAGACCUCAGACUUUGAACUUAAUGAAAGCCGAGUCCAAAUCCAGCCCUGUUGUACAUCCUCAAGCUGGUCACAGGGGCCUCUCUGAACCUCUGUUUCCUUUUCUAUGAAGUGGGAAUGUGAACUGGCUUCUGAGGACCAUCAGGAGAAUCAGAAGAGAAAGCUGCUGUCUUGACUGUUGCUGUGGCCAUCCAUCUUCUUCCUGCCUGGCCCACGUGGCCCUCAUCCUCCAGUGUAGCCUGAGGUGGUGAGGGGCAAUGUUGGCGACCGUGGACACAGGCCAGGAGGCUGGCCUGAGCAAUACCGGUGACAAGGACCGGGACCUGCAGGUGCUGUUCCAGGAACUCUGCCAACUCCAGGCAAAACAGAGGAAGCUGAGGAGAGGUCAUAAGGUUUUUGAAGACUAUCUGAUCAAGGUCCUUGAGAAAGUCCCCAAGGGCACGGGGUGGGAGGAGCCAGAGGAGGUCCCGGUGGAGGCCAUGGUGGGGCACUAUGGGAAGCUCUUCGCAGUCAGCCAGGACAUCCAGAAGCUUGUGGAGGCCUUCUUCAAGAUGAGCCAGGCCGUCCACCAAAGCCUGAGGGAGUCUCUAGAGGGAGGCCAUAGGGCUCUUAUGCCGAGCCUCAAGAUCCGGCUCUUCCAGCUGCAGAAGAAGUGUCACCGCAAGCAGGAGCAGUGGCGGCAGCUGGAACACGGUGUCACCUACCAGAAAGACACAGGCAGGAAUUCUGGGAGGGGCCCGAGUCUGCAGAGCCGGCUGCUAAACUGCAUGCAAAUGGUCAUCAACAGCACGGCCCAGCAGUGCUGCGCCUCUGCCCACGGCAUGCCCAAGGGCACGGGUCUCUUCUCCAAGCUCGACCUCAUCCGGGAAUUUAUGUUGGACACAAUGGAGACUGUGAGAUUCAUCUCACUGCUCAGGGGACCCAGAGUGUGCUGGACAGCAGACAACCCCAAGGACCGGGGCCUCAGAAGGUACCCCAGACCAUUCAGGAAACAUUCAAAGAGUCAAGAUUCGAUCCCCAGGACCCCCUUUCCUAGCACCCAGACUUCAGAGUCCCCAGCCUGUACUGACACAACCCAGGGCCACCAACCCUGCCAGCAUCACGACCAUCUCUUUACCUGCUUGGCCUCCUUUUUUCACCACCAGAGCUCCUGAGUGGGUGGGAGG